CAAAUUGCUGGCGGUCCUGACUGCUUCCGGUGGAGCGUUUAGGGAGUUUCGCCAUGGCUGCUUUUGCCAUGACGAGCCCAUUGUCCAAAGAGCUUCGCUUGGCUGCGCAAGAGUUCGUGUUGACGUUGCUCUGGGUCUUCGUGUCCAUGGAUGCCCACCUCUCAGCGACGACCUGCCUGGCCAGCUGUGGCAGGCAGGGCGCCAUGAAGCCGUGUCCGCCGCCCACGUUGAACGUCCAAGUCUCCCUGGCCACGGGCUUUGCGGCGGCCGUGGCCAACGGACUCGCCUUUCGGAAGGCAGAGGAGGAUCGCUCGGCCGAGAACUUUGGGGGACAGUUCAAUCCGGCCGUGACCUUGGCACUGGCGCUGCGUGGGAGCAUGCCACUGAAGCGCCCCGCGGCGGUAAAGGACGCCGCGGCGGACACCGGUGAACAGCCGUGGGUGACGAGAGGAUCUUUCGGUGGCGGUGAGUGUCAAAAGGAACGAACGCGAGGCGCGGUGGUCUUCGUGGUGAUGCAGCUCCUGGCAUCGCUGCUGGCGGCAUUGCUGGCCUUGGUGGCGGUGGGCAGGCCGUGCUUGCAAGACAACUUCCACAUGGCCAUGCAGCAGACGAUCCUACCUGCAGGUAGCAGGCUGCUCUUGCAUGUUCUGCUGUCGAUGGUGAUCAUCUUCGUUCCCAUCUGGGCACACGAUCGCCAUAAGAGCAUGGCGGUGCCCGUGCUCGUAGGCUUCUCGUACAUUGCGUGCUCGUUGACGGGACUUCCGCAGCUGAUGGAUGUGCCGAAUUUGCUGCGCACCUUUGGGAUCUUCCUCAUCGGCGUGAGGAACUGGUCAAUGGUCUGGACCACAGCUCUGGGUAGUUUGCUUGCUGCUCCCUUGGUGGUCCUUUUGGACAUGCUGAUCUUCCGCGAGCCAACGAACGGGACCAUGAAAGAGGAAGAGACAGACACAGAUGUGGAAGAAGACGAAGGCAUGUGAGAUGUUUGAAGAUCGGAAGAAAAUGACAGUUCUUUUUCAGCAGCUCCACGAAGAACCCUUCCUAAUGACAGGGGGUUUUCUUCGAGAAGCUCACGUAGAAGGAAUGCUUGGUCUCGCAUCACAUAGAAUGCGACUAUACAGUGUCGCCGGCUCCUCUGUGCUCACCACAGGUGGUGACAGCGCCAAAGCGCGAGACAGAAAGAGCUGCGCUCACGCCAAGCUCGCUGUGUUUCAACACGGCGGCCGGCGGCAACGUUUGGAGACUCUUUCAUGGUCCCGAAAGGAACGUGGACGUUCGCUUUCAUUCGCAAAAGUGACAGCAACACAGACCGCCUUCGAUCCUUGUCUUUGGGACUUGGAAGAGCCCAAUGAUGUUCUCACGCCCAACAUCGCGGGGUUUGAUCGCCGGUGCGGAUGUAAAGACACCAAAUUCAGUGGCCGUGUGGGCCCUGUUGGAACGUGAGAUUCACAGUCGAGUUUGUACAGCAUUGGAAAAGGAUAGAA
Molecule: messenger RNA, 1481 nt
Organism: Durusdinium trenchii
Lineage: Eukaryota; Dinophyceae; Suessiales; Symbiodiniaceae
Source: the annotation of a GenBank genome assembly